GCCGGGCCGGGCCGGGCCGGGAGGCGGCGGCGGCGGCGCGCACUGCGCUGUCCCGGGCGCGGCGGUGCGACAUGUCCCACCAGACCGGUAUCCAAGCUAGUGAAAGUGUUAAAGACACCUUUGUUGGAGCCAGAAAUGGACAAUACAGGCUUUUAAAAAUAGUCAUUGACAAUGAGCAGCUUGUUGUGGGAUCCUCUAGGCAGCCAGUUGGAUCAUGGGAAAAGGAUUAUGAUUCCUUUGUCCUUCCCCUUCUUGAAGACAAGCAACCAUGCUAUAUAUUAUACAGAUUAGAUUCUCAGAAUGCUCAAGGAUAUGAGUGGAUCUUCAUAGCAUGGUCACCUGAUCACUCUCCUGUUCGUCAAAAAAUGUUGUAUGCAGCAACCCGCGCAACACUUAAGAAAGAAUUUGGAGGUGGUCAUAUUAAGGAUGAAGUAUUUGGAACGGUACAGGAUGAUGUUUCACUGAAUGGCUAUAAAAAAUAUUUGAUAUCACAGUCCUCCCCUGCACCGCUGACUGCUGCAGAAGAGGAACUUCGACAAAUUAAGAUUAAUGAGGUACAGACGGACGUUGGUGUAGAUACCAAGCAUCAAACACUGCAAGGAGUAGCAUUCCCCAUUGCCAAAGAAGCUAUUCAGGCUUUGGAGAAACUGAAAAAUAAGAAACUCAAUUAUGUACAACUGCAAAUUGAUAUGAAAAAUGAAACUAUUAUUUUGGCCAACACACUUCAUACUGAACUUAAGGACUUGCCAAAAAGAAUUCCAAAGGAUGCUGCGCGUUACCACUUUUUCCUGUAUAAGCAUGCCCAUGAAGGAGACUAUUUGGAAUCCAUAGUUUUCAUCUACUCUAUGCCAGGGUAUACCUGUAGUAUACGAGAACGAAUGCUCUACUCUAGUUGCAAAAGUCCACUGUUAGAAAUUGUAGAAAGGCAGUUGUGGAUGCAGAUAAUUAGAAAGAUUGAAAUAGAUAACGGUGAUGAGUUAACUGCUGACUUUCUUUAUGAAGAGGUUCAUCCAAAACAACAUGCUCACAAACAAAGUUUUGCUAAACCAAAAGGCCCUGCAGGGAAGAGGGGAAUACGAAGACUGAUUAGAGGUCCAGCAGAGACUGAAACACCUAGUGAUUAGAAACUGUUGUUUGCAUUUGUUAUGAAGUAUUACAAUAAGAAAUGAAAUUCUGGCUUUUGAUAAUGAACUGAAAUCAUUCCAUUUGUAGAUGCUAGGGGAAAAAAAAAGGCCUUUUUUAUUCUUCUCUCUUCUGACCUCAACACACUUUUUGUAUUGUUACAUGACUAUAUUUGUUGACCAUGUUUUAUGACGUUAUUUUAAACUAAUUAUUUUAAAGCUAGAAGAGGAAAACUAAGCUAGUGCCCUUUUAUUUUGCAUUAGAAUCCAUUAUUUAAUGGCUGUACAUGUGGUCAUAAACUUUGCAGGCAUAAGACUAUUAAGCCCAUGUAUUCUGUGGGUGAGUUGUAGCUGUAUGCCUAGAUAACAAACCUGUGUUCUCAUGAGUAGCCUGUAGAAACCUGUAAGUCUUUCCAUGUGAGAAGAGCUGAAGGACUAUAACAUUGUCCCAGAUAAAUUUUUAUUUUUCCUUGUAGCUCUUAUGGAAAAUAGUACAAUAGAAUGUUUUCUUCUGGUUUUGACAUGAUGCAUUAUUAGGUUUUGUUUUGUUUGGCUGUGUUUUGAUUUGUUUUGUAAUAGAAAAGACAAACUAAACUCAGUUAUCCAUCAGUUAAUGUACGUGUUCAGGAAUGGCUGGAUAUUUUUCCAUGCAAAAGCAUGGUAAUUUCAAAUUCAUAACUACUUUCAUGGAAUUGUCUUUUGAAGAAAUCUGACAUAAAACCACUACAGCUUUUCCAGAUUUCUAUACUACUCAUAAGCCUUACAUAUUAAGUACUGAAUGACCAAGUCAAAGGUGAUUAAAAGUGCACGAGUUAAUAAACUCAGUAGAUUGUGGAGCUCCUUUCAAAGCAAUAUGCCGAAAGUUUCUAAUAAAUAAUUGAUUAUCUGUGCUUUUGGAUCUAAAACUGUUCAGUAAAAGUUGAAAUAGACUUGCUUCAUAAUGGUGAGUUAUUCUUGAGAUCCUAGUCUGUUUGCAGUAUCAACUGCAAUUUUAACUUUCAAGGUAAUCUGAAAAUGAUUUUUCCUAAAUGCUUGAACUUUAACAAUAACUUUAAUCUGUAACAAAAUCCAACUAGGUCUUGAAUAAUUGCUGACAGCACCUGGUUAGGAUUUUGUCCCCUCCCUGCUCCCCCACCUCCCCCCCAAAAAAAUGAAAUCAGCCAGAAUAGUCUAAACUUGAAUGAACUAUGAGUAAUGUGUUUAAUAGGAAGAGGAAAAAUAGAUUAUUUAAUAAGUGGAUUAAAGAAGAAUUAGAUGUGGAAAUAAAGUAUUAGAUCACUUUAAAUAUUUAAAAUUGUGUAUUGAGGCAAAUACUGGUGGAUAGAUUAUAUUCCCCAGUGGGGACUUGCUUUUUAGUGUCUUGUAUGUGAGCUUUGUGGGUUUUGAAUUUAAUUUUUUAAAGCUACGUGGGAGUUGUGAGUCUUGGGUCACUGCGUAUUAUCAUAGGUGCUGGGUGUACACAUUAUAUAGCUGAAUCACGUGUCUACCUGGUAGAUUUUAACCAAGUUUUGUAGGGAAAUAAUGCUUUAAUACUACUAGUUCCUGAUAAAAUUUGUUUUAUCUUAUAUAUUAUUUUGCUUGGAGAUACUAGCCUGUUAUUGACGUCUGAGAUUGCACUAUUUAACGUGACGAUUGCAAUAGUUGUUGGUUUUACUGUGGUUUUUUAUAUGCAGUAGAAAUUCGACACCUCAGCUUUUUUCACUUAAUCUUACACACUACAUCAAUUCAAUUCAAUAGCUCUUGAUCCUCUGCUAAUCUCCUGCGUGCCCUUAGCUACUGUGUUCUUUUUCUGCCUCUUGCCUUCUCCCUCUGGGGCAAGAAGCUGGUCUUUGAAGUGUUGCUUCUAUGUACUACCCAUCAGGCAAGUGUCAUUGUUUUUUUAAACAUGGUUAAUGUGUGUGCAGCUCAUACACUGUAAUUAAAUGUAUUUUUAGUUGAACUCUGAAUCUUUUCAGCACACCGAAUUCACUUUGGGUUUUUUAGUUUUGUUUUUUAGGAAAACCUUUGAGUGUAGCAGUUCAAAAUUGCUGCCAGAGGGUUUUUUGUUUGAAUUUAGUAUUCCUGCCCAUGUGUCAGCUAUACCAAGAGUGCACAUACGUUUUUACACUUACUUGAGCCAGUAAAGAAGUUCAGCAUUUAAAUACUAAAUGUUUUAAAUAACAAACAGUUUGACCUGAUAUGAUUAUGUGCAUGUCGUGUUUUGGGUUGGUCUUGUUUUCCUAAUCCUGCCCUAGGUAGAUGAGGAUAGGAGGUAGAAAGCUUAAUCUGGAGGAUCGUGGGAGCUGGUUAAGUGAUUAUGAGAGGGUGUUUAUAAUGAGCUGCUUUAGAGUUUGGCCCAAACUAGACAUUGUAAGUUAUCUUACUUGAAAAUACUCUCUGUGGGUGUACAAACCUCUGACCAGCCAGAGAGUCAUGUCCUCAGCACACUUUUCCCUCACCUUUCCCCUAAAGAGAAUUGCAUGAAGUCUUGCACUGCCAACUGCCUCUCCAGCCCUCUUGUAGCUAUUCUCCUGACAAAGCAAUAAGAAGCAUCUGAUCUUUUUGCAAGAUCCAUCACGUUUACAUCUGCAUAGUUGCCUCACAUAACAGUACUACUGUUAAUGAAUGUUCAGAGCCAGCACAAAAUUUGAGGGCAUUGAUGAAAUUUAUUCCUUUAACUGUCUCUGGUCAUUUAACAACUGAAAGUGUCCAUUCAAAUUGUUCUUGGCCUUCAUAAAACCCAAAAGCAAUGCAGCCACUUGCAGUUAACUCACAAGCUAUUAAAUGAUUAAUUAACAUGACAGGUAAUUAUUUUUGAAAUAUUCAUGUUGCAAGGUAGGGAGAAUUUGAUCUUUUUAAAACACUCCUAUCAGAAGUCUGUAAAACUAAUCAAGGUAAUGAUUGAUCUUUUACUUGGAUAAACACAUUGAUAAAUAAAACUUUUGAUUUAUGGUGUCUAUGUAUUCAAUGAAAACCGUCUUUGGAUGGUAAAAUUGACUAAGUUUACCGUAUCUAUUUUUAAAUUGACUUUAUAAAUAAAGAUUGAUGCUUUA
Tyto alba (common barn owl) is the source of this 4153-nucleotide messenger RNA. RefSeq names its product twinfilin actin binding protein 1 (gene TWF1). Lineage: Eukaryota; Metazoa; Chordata; Aves; Strigiformes; Tytonidae. The coding region runs from base 72 to 1124 and encodes 350 amino acids. The record is from RefSeq and is a predicted model, not a curated record. Gene Ontology annotation, cellular component: actin filament; cytoplasm; myofibril. Gene Ontology annotation, biological process: actin filament depolymerization; regulation of lamellipodium assembly; barbed-end actin filament capping. The transcript is spliced from 9 exons. Gene Ontology annotation, molecular function: actin monomer binding; actin filament binding.